AUGACUUCGACCUCAAUUCUUGUCGCCGUGGGUGGCUUGUUGGCGCGCGUCGCUGCGCAAACUGCAAAUCCAACCGUCCGCGCCGCCGUUGUCUUCAUCAAUCACGGCGAGACCACGCCCAACCUUGUCAGCGAUCGUGCCAUCCUCACGCCCAACGGCGCUCAGCAAAUGCAGCGACUGGGGGCUGCCUUUCGCAGUCGAUAUCUGGGCGGCACCGCAGGCAAUGCCACCUCGUCAAAUAGCGCAGAACAAGCUCCCAUCCUGAGCUUGUCGACCGACAGCAUUGACAAUGCCCAGAUGACUAUCAUGGCUGCAACGCAGGAGUGGUCGACCAACAGUGCUGCUGCAUUCAUGCAAGGACUCUAUCCUCCCAAACCUGGUACGAGCUACGUCGGACGUAACCUUGCCUUGAACUCCAACACUACGGAUUACCCAUUGGAUGGCUACCAGUAUGCUCAAAUCAUGACAUAUUCGAACUCGGAUGUUAACUCUGUUGCGAUCCAAGGCUAUGAAGCCUGCACCGCCUGGCAAGACCAGAUGAGCCAGAACCUGUCCCGGAGCACCGAGAUCGCCCAGAGAGUCAGCGACAAGGCCUAUUUCUAUAGUAAACUAUUCGCCAGUGGCCCCAUGCAGGGCAGCUUGCCAGCGAGCCAAGCAACGUACCUUAACGCGGAAGAGAUAUACCACUUUGUCGACUUCAACUACGCCUACAAUGAGACGGUUCACAACAGCCUCCAGGACCCCAACGGCACUCUUUCCGUCCUGCAAAACAAUGCGUUUUCGCUUGAGAAGACCAAGACCAGCUACAGCGACAAGAAUACAAACACAUCUGAUGCCGCCAACGUGCUUUACAGCAUUGCCGGCCGUACGUUGGCCGACAAGGUCACCGAUCAGUUCAGCACCUUCCUCGCAACCAGCGGGACGAGGGGCAAGCUGACGUUGAUGUUUGGAUCUUUCCAGACCUUGAUGGCCUUCUUUAGCCUCGCGGGUCUCAUCGACGACCAGAGCGCCGCGGCGGACGCGUUUAGCCAGCUACCAAGGCCGGGCUCUGCGAUUGCGUUUGAGCUCGUAGGCGACACCAACUCCAGCGACGAUUUUGAUGGUCUUCAGGUGCGGUUCUCAUACAAACCGAGUGCCGACGCUGAGGAUAAAUUCUCGACGCAUCCCCUUUUUGGAUCCAAACACGGUGGCGCCGGCGCCUACAUGCCUUACACGUCUUUCUUCAGCAACAUGAGCGAGAUCAGCAAGACCCCCCGCCAGUGGUGCAAAAUCUGCAGCCCAGGAUCAACAGCGACCUUUUGCUUGAACUCAACCCUCUCAGACGGUCAGGAAAGCGGUUCAUCUUCAAGCGCCAUCAGUCCCGCCGUUGCCGGCAUCCUCGGUGCCGUGCUGACGGCCGUCCUCAUUGCAUGCGUCGCAGCGGGAUUCGCAGCCCUCGGCGGCUGGCGUUUCAGUCGCCGUAAGGGGGGCCCGGGCGGCCCGGGGCCUGCAGGCUCUGCCGUAGGAGGAUUCAGGGGAAAGGACAAGAUGGCCAGCGACGCUGACAUGACGGUGUCCAACGCUGGGCGGAACCAGGAACGUGUGGGGAGCUGGGAGCUGGGAGAUGGCCGGACGGGAGGCGCCGUCGUGACCGGCAAGUUUGCCCAGAGGACGAGAGCAAUGGACGAGGACGGAAUAAGCAUCACGGGCGCCCCCGUCAAGGCGAGGGAGACCGUGUGA
Messenger RNA from Metarhizium album ARSEF 1941, 1719 nucleotides. RefSeq names its product Histidine phosphatase superfamily, clade-2. The transcript is spliced from 2 exons. Bases 1 to 1719 code for a protein of 572 amino acids. Gene Ontology annotation, biological process: dephosphorylation. The record is from RefSeq and is a predicted model, not a curated record. NCBI's taxonomy places the organism in Eukaryota, Fungi, Ascomycota, Sordariomycetes, Hypocreales, Clavicipitaceae. Gene Ontology annotation, molecular function: phosphatase activity.